Naegleria fowleri is the source of this 921-nucleotide messenger RNA. RefSeq lists its product as uncharacterized. Bases 1 to 921 code for a protein of 306 amino acids. Lineage: Eukaryota; Heterolobosea; Eutetramitea; Acrasida; Naegleriidae. Gene Ontology annotation, biological process: mRNA splicing, via spliceosome; spliceosomal snRNP assembly; mRNA 5'-splice site recognition. Gene Ontology annotation, cellular component: U1 snRNP; nucleus. The transcript has a single exon. Gene Ontology annotation, molecular function: zinc ion binding; pre-mRNA 5'-splice site binding. The record is from RefSeq and is a predicted model, not a curated record.
AUGCCCAAAUUCUAUUGCGAUUAUUGUGAUGUUUUUUUAACGAAUGAUUCCAUCUCGGUUCGGAAGUUGCACUACAAGGGAUGGAAACACAAGACCAAUGUAAGAGCCUUCUAUGCACAAUUUGUGGAUGAUCCUACCAGUGCUUUGAUGGUUUCUACUCAAACCAAUAAUGCGAAUAAUCAGGUGGCAAAUAAUCCGAAUAUGAUGGUGAUGAAUCCCUUGUUGAGUGGUGGUGUUGCUCACCAUCAAUCACAGAGCACUGUGGCGACAUCAAAAGCUAUUCAACAACAAACACCACAACAACCAGUUCUUGAACAACCAAUCAUGAUGAUGGGUGUUCCUUUGAUAGCUGCUAAUAUUCCUGGAAUGAUCAUGAUACCCGGCUCCAAUACGGCACUUGUCGCAACACAACAACAAUCGACCACAAUAGGCGUUCCAACCUCAUCUUUGGCAACAACAACAACAGCCUCUGACAGCAUUUCCACCACAAAUGCUCUUAAUACAACCAUUCGCCAAUCCAUGGAACAAAUGAUUAAAACUCCCGAGCUUGCCAUUCCUCCAUUUGUGCCAGAUCAGGAUGAGAGCAUGGAUGAUGCCACACAACAUGCUGAAAUGUCCUCAACGCCUUCUUCGAUGCAUCCACAUCACCACCAUCGUCAUAAUCAUGAAUAUCCUCCCUUUAUUGCAUCUGAACUGUGCCAUCAGCAUCACGAAAUGCCAGGCAAUACUAUGAAUGAGGUUUCAACAAUCACCAACGUGCCACCUCCUCUUUUCUUGUUUCCUCCACCACCUCCACCACAUUUGGUGAAUUUAUGCCCAGAAAUUCCACUCACUGGAAGCUAUCAACAAUAUGCUCCUUCGCCUCCAUUUCCUUUUAUUUUACAAAAACAACAGCAACAACAACAAUUCAUGAAAAUGUAA